This is a messenger RNA of Amblyraja radiata (thorny skate), 6743 nucleotides long. It is a transcript of the gene greb1, whose product is annotated as growth regulating estrogen receptor binding 1. The record is from RefSeq and is a predicted model, not a curated record. The transcript has 34 exons. Gene Ontology annotation, biological process: multicellular organism development. Lineage: Eukaryota; Metazoa; Chordata; Chondrichthyes; Rajiformes; Rajidae. The coding region runs from base 186 to 6089 and encodes 1967 amino acids.
GCCUGCUCUUUAAGCAGUUUGGUAGCGCGGGGCUGAUCGACGUGUUGUAUGCUUUCCAUCGCUUGUUUGGCUAUUAAUUUUUUUGAAAGCAACAGCAAUCUUGCACAAAUUAGACCGGAGAUUUGAGCCACGAUAAUACACAACAGCAUUUUGUUUUGUGAUAUGCGAUAGAAUGCAAAAUCUGUAUGUGUGUAACGCAGAUCUUCUCUUCAAACAAUGAGGAGUACAAGAUGGGAAAUUCAUAUGCUGGGCAACUGAAGACAACCCGUUUUGAAGAAGUUCUGCACAAUUCUAUUGAAGCCUCCCUCCGUUCAAACAGCUUGAUCCCGAGGCCUGUGUUUUCCCAGUUAUAUCUCGAGGCUGAGCAUCAAUUAAUCUCAAAUUUUGAAGUUAGUAAUGCAGCUUGCAAAAAACCAAGCAACGAAGAGGAGGAAGAGGAGGAAGAUGAUGGCUCAGAGUCCAGCAGUCCCCUCGUGCAUUAUCAAAUGAAGGCUGUCCCAGAAGGAUGUUGUACCACUGAUGGCUUCUGUCAGGCAGGAAAGGACUUGCGACUUGUUUCUAUGUCAAAGGAGCAGAUGGAGUUGCCAUCGGGAUUCUUGCUUGUCGGUGCUAAGUCUCCGAACCUUCCAGAGCACCUUUUAGUCUGUGCUGUGGAUAAGCGAUUUUUACCAGAUGACAAUGGUCGAAAUGCUCUAUUGGGAUUCUCUGGAAAUUGCAUUGGCUGUGGUGAGAAGGGAUUUCGGUACUUUACGGAGUUUUCCAAUCAUAUCAACUUGAAGUUAAUCACGCAACCCAAGAAACAAAAGCACCUGAAGUGCUAUCUGAUUAAGAAUGCACAGGGCAGUCUGAUGAAAGGGCCCUUAAUCUGCUGGAAGGGCACAGAGGGCAGAAUGCAACAAUCAGGCUCGAGUUCCACCUCUAGUGUUCCCUCACAACCUCCUGAGAGCCCAGCCUCAUCGACUACUGUGUCAUCAGCAGAAAGCAUUUCCGGUUCCAAUCAGAGUACGUCAACUGGAUUUCAGCAAGCAGGUUCACCAGCAGAUCCGGCUCUUGCUCGAGCAGGGGUUUCUGUAACUCAUAACAACAGAGAAUUAUCCAGACACAAAAAUGCAAUGAAGGUCAAUGAUGUGGCCACGCAGAAUACAUCAAGGCCUUCAGUGAUAGGCAAUUUAGCUAAUUCAGGUCCUCCUAAGAAGCGCCACAGGGGUUGGUCACCAGAUUCCCCAUCAGCAACAGAGACGAGUUCCAAUCAAAGCAAUCUACCGGCACAGAAUUCGAGCAGCAAAACUGAACUUGCGGAAUUGACUUGUGGGACUCAGUCUAGCCACUUAGGAUCAAAUCCUUCUCCACUUACAGUCUCAGAAGACCCCGUGAUUGUUCCUGACAAUUUACUAAAAAUCUGUGGGACCCGACUGGUAAUUUUUAAAGGCCAUGGAAGCUUUCCUUACCUUUGUGGUAAUCUGAGUGAUGUAGUGGUUAGUCCAUUGCUACAGAAUUGCUAUGGAAACACCCAGUCUUUACCCAGAGUAUAUGAGCAGCAUUGUACAUCUGUGACCACAGUAGUGUCUGUAGAGAUGCAGAUUUUACUAACAGUGUACUAUCUAGUUCAACUUGAACCUGAUCAGGUGCCUUUGAUUGAGGAUUUGGAACACAUUUUGGUGAGAGCAUGGCAGGAAUCGAAUCUUACCGAAACCAAACAUUACCAGCAAGCUGUUUCUCAGUCAGUACCACCGUGCGUGUCGUCACAGGCUUUGGCUGUCACCUCAAAGCAGCUCACCUGGUUGGCCAAAUUAGCAGCCAGUUCCUGCAAGAAUGUUGUCAAGAUCGUUGAUUGGACAAAUUCAUUGGCGGAGGGCCUCACAGAAACAUUCAAACUUCUCAGUGAGGGGAAAUUGCAAGGAAAUAAUUUUGUCGUAAUCAUUUGCACCACGAAAAACCAAAGCACUGAGUCAUGUGUGGUGGUAACAGGAAAACGUCAGGCUGGAUUUUUGGCCGGCAGAAUGCUCGGUCCAAAAGAACAUCUGAAAGAAAUUAACUAUGAGCUUGUCACUGGGAAAAUUGGGGAACUUGGAACUUUCUUCAGCAGCCUUUGUCCAGAUGGUGACCUCGACACACUCUUAGAAAAGUGCAGUCUUAUCGGAAAUGGUCACGGUGCUGGUUUUGGUGUUUCAUUGAAUAAAUUUGAUGCAUCGGCUCAAAGACCAACAAUUUGUUCAGUUUCAAACAAAGAAACGUGUCAGAUUCAUCCCAUUCAGCUUGCUGUGGCUCGAAAGCUGUUAUCCCAUGUCUGCGCUAUUGCUGAUUCCAGCACACAAAAUCUGGAUCUGGGCUCUUUCGAAAAUGUAGACUUCCUUAUUUUGGUGCCUCCGUCAGAAGUGGCUUACCAGCAGACAGUGCUGCGUGUCAGGCAGUCAGGGAUACUGGUGGAACUUGGAUUGGAGGCAGAAUCUGUUGCAAGUCAAAGUGCGGAACAUUAUGUCAUGAAACUUACUGCAGAAGAUCAGAGCAAGUUUGAAGCUUUUCAGCAAAGAGUAUUAAACAGCCCUUACACACUGUUUAUACUGAUCCAUGACCACGCGCACUGGGAUUUGACAAGUGGAGGAGCAGUUCCACGAAGUGAACCAUUCCUGGGCGUAGCAGACAGAAUCAUAAACAGCAAUGAAAUGAAAGAAGCACUGAACGUCUUAACACUCCAAGUUACGUCUUUCCCCUUUGCUUUCCAAACACAGCAGACCUACAUCAGCCCCUAUAAUGAGAUCCAUUGGCCUUCAUCCUGGAACAAUGGAGUGGACUUGUAUCAGGAAGACAACAAAUACUUUGGGCUUUCAGACUUGAUUGAUUCCACAUACUCUGGUCACAGGCUUCCAUUGUUGAGAUAUGACAGUUCAUUUGAGGCAAUGGUUACUGCAGUACAAGAAAGGUUUCCCACUGUGCACAGUGCAGUGAUAUGGACAUACAUUUUAAUUCAGCAUUACUCUGCGGCCAUGAUGGUAACUGCAGGGCACUCACAGAUGAAGAACUAUUCUUCUGUGGAAACAUUAGAGAUAAUUCAAAGCCUUAUUAACUCUCCAAGGAGCUGCCCAGGUCGUCAUGGUUACAUGGUUUUACUCAGGAUUCCUUCGGUUUCUCUGGCUGCACUCGCUUAUGAACGAUUAUGCCAAGUUAGGUGCCGUCUUAGCCUGCAGUGUAGAUUUGAAAUCAUUCUUGGAACACCAAAUGCAAAGAUCACUAUUGACCAGCACUUUGUGAAACAACUGAAGGGCUGGCACAGGAUAGAAGAUCCUGAUUGGGCACCUCAAACCUACUUGGAUCUCGAAGACCUACCAUGCAUACUUAUCCUGUCUGGCACCGAUCAUUAUGGAGAAUCAUUUCCAAGAUCUGCAAAAUACUAUGACUUGCGUUUAAUAAAUUCAACUUGUCUUUUGCGAACUGCUCUGGAACAAGAACUGGGUCUGGCUGCUUGUUAUAUAGUGCCUGAUGCCUUUGGGCAAACAGGUACAAUGAAUGAUCUCCCUGAGAGUGACCUAGACAAGCCAGGCAGCACUAAUGAUGAUGAAGAGAGUGUUGCAAAUGAAGCGCCAACAGUUGGAGACUCGAUUAAAAAAAAUGGCAUUAAGCGACAACGUUCCUAUCCUAAUCACUCGGCUUCAUCCAAAUCACCGAAAGCUUCAAGUAGGAAAAGCAUGAUCGGCGACAAUGAUCCUUUCUCAGUCUCUGGAGCUGAAGACUCUGCAAAAAAUCCAUUGAAUGUUGAAUCAGUUAAUGUUGAGGACAGUACUCUAGUCAGAGAGAUGUCAAAGCCAAGAGCAGACAACGCUGGAAAGAUGCCUAUCCAUGAGACUAAACAUUUGGAAAAACAUAGAAUUAGUUUAGAUCAAAUUAACACCAACAACAAAAGUGCAAGGAGAACUUCAAAGACUAUUUCUUCAGACUCUUCCUUUACUCGGACUCCAAUUAUAGGGCAGAUGUCAUCGCAGUGCCCAAAGACAAAAGGAGCAAGUCAGCCACCAACUGUGUUUCUCCCAAAAUUGGUCCAUGAGAUAGUUACUAAAGUGGAUAGUGCGGGAGUGGCCAAAUUAUCAUCUUUCCUUCCUCACCAUUCUGUUCAGUGGGUUACCUCCUUUCAUCCUUCGUUGGCUAAGAUGAUGACUUCCACCGAACAAUCCCUGUACUAUCGCCAGUGGACAAUAGCUAAGCAAAAUCAUAUGGAUUUGAACAAGACGCAGACUAGAACUGAGGUCUUUCAUCCCCGCAGACUUCUUUUGAGUGGUCCACCACAGGUGGGGAAGACGGGAGCUUAUUUGCAAUUCCUUAAUAUUUUGUCGAGGAUGUUGAUUCGACUGAUGGAAGUAGAUGUUUAUGAUGAAGCAGAAAUUAAUCUCAAACCCAAAGAGCAUUCUGCAUCACAACAGAAAGAAAGCUUAUUGUGGCCUGAUUUGGAAACUUUCAGCAAAUUGGCCUUCGACUACACUGUCCAUGAUCCAAAGUAUGAAGAUGCUAGUCCCGUUUAUUCAAGAGACCUUGCCAACAAUAAAGGGUAUUUAACCAAUAAGAAAGACGAUGAUGUCUACCUGCGGCGCCACACAACACGUCUAAGAUUAUCCAAAUAUGCUGCCUACAAUACAUAUCAUCACUGUGAGCAGUGUCAUGAAUACAUGGGUUUCAAUCCCAGAUGCCAGCCAUACGACUCCACACUCCAUGCCUUCUGCUUUUCCUGUUCAAUGCUGGGAGAGGAAGUCCAACUCCACUUCAUUAUUCCCAAAUCAAAAGAACAUAAUUUUAUGUUCAGCCAACCCGGAGGGCAGCUGGAGAGUAUGAGGUUGCCACUCGUUACUGACAAGAAUUCAGACUGCAUAAAGAGUCCAAUCUUUACACCAACAACAGGACGUCAUGAACAUGGUCUCUUCAAUCUGUAUCACGCUAUGGAUGGUGCUAACCAUUUGCAUGUGCUGGUUAUCAAGGAAUACGAGAUGUCAGUCUACAAGAAAUAUUGGCCAAACCACAUCAUGCUAGUCCUACCCAGCAUCUUCAAUAACUCUGGAGUUGGUGCAGCUCACUUUUUGAUUAAAGAGCUCUCCUACCAUAAUUUGGAACUGGAACGUAAUCGUCAAGAGGAGCUUGGAACUAAACCUCAAGAUGUGUGGCCAUUCAUUAUCAUUGCCGAUGACUCGUGUGUGAUGUGGCACAGCCUCAAUACUGAAAUCCCAAAGAACUCUUCCAGUGUAUCUGCUGAACCGAAAGUUGUAGAGCGAAAUGUUUCUUUGAAGCACGUCCUCCAGCACAUUGAAGUGACUACUCAGAUCCCACGCUAUGCCCUUUGUGGUUUCCGGAAGUGGUCCAGUAAAGUAAGCAGUCCAUACCUUACGGAGCCUUUCUCUCGCUGUCAUCUACAUGACUUUUUGAUGCUGAAUGUGGAUUUGACUCAAAAUGUCCAGUACAAUCAGAACCGAUUUACCUGUGAUGAUGUGGAUUUCAACCUCCGAGUUCACAGUGCCGGUCUUCUUAUCUGUCGUUUUAAUCGCUUCAGUGUUAUGAAGAAACAAAUUGCCAUUGGCGGACACAGAACAUUUCUCAUCAAGUCAAAGAUUCCUGAUGUACCUAUGUCCAUAUCUCCAUCUCAGUACAUCUGUGCUCCAGACAGCAAACAUACAUUUUUAGCUGCACCAGCCCAGUUACUGCUCGAAAGAUAUCUGCAACAAACCAGCAACAACCUUUUCCCGUUGUCUAUGCAGAACUACAGUCAUCCAGUGCUGUCAAUAGAUUGUUAUCUUAACCUGGGACACGAGAUUACAGUUUGCUUUGUGAGCUCCCGUCCUCAUUCUUUAAAUAUCAACUGUUCCGGCCUUGCUUUCAGUGGCCUCCUCCUGUAUCUCUGUGACUCAUUUGUCACAGCGAAUAUUUUGAAGAAAUUCAAUUUUCUGAAAGGUGCCACACUCUGUGUCAUUUGUCAAGAUCGUAGUUCUCUUCGGCAGACUGUUGUAAGACUGGAGCUGGAGGAUGAGUGGCAGUUCAGGUUAAGAGAUGAAUUCCAGACUGCUAACUCGCAAGAGGAUAAGCCACUCUUUUUUCUGACUGGACGACAUAUCUGAGGAAUGAAAAUUCCCCGGUAAAACAUACACUACAAAAAUAAGCACUCCAGAAAUAACACAAUUUUGUUUUGAGCUAUGAACAUAUUUCAAUGUCUAAACCAGUGGGUUUUUUUUAAAGAAACUAAGUAGAAUGGUACCAAAUCAAAUGUAAAUACAUCAAGAAAAUUCCUGUAGCCAUUCAUCUAUCUUAUGCACUGCCUUAAACUUUUUUUUUAAGAGAAUUUUUGAAAUGUCUUUACUUGCCUGAAUUUGAGACAGAUGGUUAACUUCAAUAUUUGAUAUACCUUAGACUAAAUGAUUUUACAUUGCAUCUGGUUUAAAACGUCAAGGCUUGAAUCUCAGCUCUGCUGUUCGAAAGGAAAUCAGGAAGUGGGCCCUCCUGGCCAGUUACUGUGGUAGUUUGUGGCAAAUCUGCACUUUAGGACCACUGAACUGUGAGAAGAAAAAUGAGUCACUGAACUCUCAAGUAACACCUCAAGCACUAUCAAUCCUGAUGGAUAUGGCAUAGAGUCGUACUUAGACUAAGAAUCAUUCCUUCCAAUAAUUUCAUUGCAAUGGUGUUGUUCAGUUUUAAUUUAGAGAUGCAGUGUGGAAACAGGCCCUUUGGACAAACCAAGUCUGCGCCGACCAGCGAUCACCAGCACUAUCCUACAC